AUGAGUUCCCCAAACCAGAGCAUCCAGCCAUCAUCAGCGGCCCAUGCCGGGUCGGAGCCUCUGGUGAACACUAUGUUUGAGAAGACGCCUCUGCUGGGCCUCGGGCUCUCGAUAGCCAUCGGCACCAUCUUCCUGGGCAAGUUCCUGUUUGGCAGCAGCGGAAGCAAAAAGCUGGCCUUCCCCUUGGUCAAGAAGGAUGGUGACGGGUACAAUUUUCUGGGCGACGCGCUCAAGAUGGUGGAGAAGGGGAGGAACGAGCACCCCGGUAUGCCCUUCUUCAUCGAGGGCGAGAACGGCCCGCUGGCCAUCAUCCCGCCCAACAUGAUUGAUGACAUUCGCAGCCACGAGGACCUAAGCUUCCAUCUCACGGUGCGGGAGGAUUUUCACGAUGGCAUGCCUGGGUUCGAGGCCUUCACCAUCACUUCUCGUGGCGGAGGUGUUUUGCAAAGUGUCAUCUCGAAGCAGUUGACCAAAUAUGUUGGUGUCAUCCUGAACAACCUGUCCGAUGAGGCAGCUUAUGCUCUGCACAAGAACUUUGGUGAUAAGACUGGUAAGAAGCCAUAUCUAAUGAGCUAUAACAUCCUCAAGGCGCACAAUCCUAACCAGCAUACAUCAGAAUGGCGGGAGCACACCAUCAAGCCAAUUAUUCUGGACACGAUAUCACGAGUGGCAUCCAGGAUCUUCCUAGGCGAGGAUCUGUGCCGCAACGAGGAGUGGCUGGAGCUGAGCAAAGGUUACACCAUCGCGGCCUUCAUGGCCGCCAGGGACCUGAGGCAAAGGCCCUUCCACCUCCGGAGGCUGAUCCAGUGGUUCGAGCCCAGCUGCAAGACGCUGCGCAAGUACCGCGACAGCUCCAGGGCUCUGAUUCUCCCCAUAGUCGAGAAGAGGCGCGCCCUCCGCCGUGAGUGCAUCGCCCAGGGCAAGCCGCUCCCCGUCUUCAACGACUGCAUCGACUGGUUCGAGGAGGAGGCCGCCGGCAGGCCCUACGACGCCGGCAUGAUCCAACAAGCCAUCGCUGCCACCGGCAACCACACUUCGUCCGACUUUACCACCAAGUUUGUCCUCAUCCUUGCUCAACAUCCCGAUGUCGUGCAGGAGAUCAGAGAAGAGAUUGUGAAGGUGCUCGGGGCUGAGGGCUUGACCAAGGCGGCCCUGGCCAAUCUCAAACUCUUAGACAGUGCGAUGAAGGAAACCCAGCGUCUGCAGCCUCUCACUACCUCCCCCAUGGCACGCAUGGCCACAAAGGACAUCCACCUCGCCAACGGCGUAUGCAUCCCCAAAGGGACCCCUCUGGUCAUCGACGGUAGCUGGCGGGUGAGCCCCGAGAUCUACGAGAAGCCGCUCGAGUUCGACGCGCACCGCUUCGUCAAGUGGCGCGGCACCGACAGGGAGAACAUGGCGCACUUUGUCAGCACCGCCGCCUCGCACACGGGCUUCGGGCACGGCAUCUACGCCUGCCCCGGCCGCUUCUUCGCCACAAACGAGCUCAAGAUCGUCCUGUGUCAGCUCAUUAUGAAGUACGACUGGAAGCUAGCAGAGGGAUCCACCGCCGAGCCGCUCGUCUUUGGCUUCAACCUGGACGCAUCUUGGGAUGCCAAGAUCAUGGUGAGGAGGCGAAAGGUGGUCGAGUUGGAUAUUGAUGCUUUGUCGGCGUAG
Pyricularia grisea is the source of this 1656-nucleotide messenger RNA. RefSeq lists its product as uncharacterized. The transcript has 3 exons. Lineage: Eukaryota; Fungi; Ascomycota; Sordariomycetes; Magnaporthales; Pyriculariaceae. Gene Ontology annotation, molecular function: heme binding; iron ion binding; monooxygenase activity. The coding region runs from base 1 to 1656 and encodes 551 amino acids. The record is from RefSeq and is a predicted model, not a curated record.